GGCGUGCUAUUUAUGGCCGGCGGGCUGCGCGCCUAGACGGGAGCGGCUGUGACGUGAGGCCGGGGAUUGGGGCAGGGUUGUAGGCCUCAGCUAUAACGCGGCCGGGCUGGAGCCAUGGAGGAGGCGGGCUGACGGUGUGAAUACAGGGCACCAGGAUGAGCACGUGUCGCUGGUGCACACCAGGUGGUUCUGCUUCCACAGAAUUACUAAAGAGCUAUGCCGCCAAGGAACUCCGCAGCGAUGACCUCCUCGGAGCCGACGAUGACCUUUCCUUCUGUAUGGAAUGCGUGCUGGAGUACCACAGAGUCCGAGAUGAGGCCCCACAGCUUCACAAGGCUCUGUGGAACAUGGAGCGAUCGCGGAUCGCCACUCAGCUGGAGAAAGCCAUGCAAGAAGAGAUAGACGAAGACGACGAGCUGUUUUUGGUGGAAGAGGAUGGGGAGAAGCAGCUUUUCGGGUACACCGGGCCCAACUUCGAGAGCAGCGUACGGGUCCCCCUUUUGGAAAUCCUCAAGUAUCCGUACCUGCUGCUCGACAAGCAUAUUGGUGAACUCUGCAUUGGUGCCUUAUGCAAGAUGGAGCACGUAAACAACCCCUUCCAAGUAUACGAGAAGCUGCCAGGAAUCUAUCUCCUCCUCGUCCAUCCCAAUGAGAGUAUUCGACGCUGGGCUAUUUUGACGGCGAGGGCUCAGGGUAAGGUUGACCGGGACGACUAUUACGACCUUCAGGAAGUUUUCACCUGCCUGUUUAAGGUCAUCGAGCUCGGGCUGUUCGAAAAUCCCGACAUUUACAGCUAUACCGAGCUAGAAGAUGGAAAGCUCAUCCUCCUGCCCGCUCACUUGUAUGACACCUCGAAUUAUAAGAACUACUGGCUAGGAGUCUGCAUGCUACUGACUGUUCUGGAGGAAGAGGCCAUGGACUCCUUGUUGCUUGGACCGGACAAAGAGAAUGACUUCAUGCAGUCCAUCCUUACUGUUAUGGAAAAGCAAACAGAUGAUGAAAGCACAAAUCCCUUCUGGCCUGCACUCCAUUGCUUCAUGAUGAUCCUCGAUCGCCUGGGAUCCAAGAUCUGGGGACAACUCAUCGACCCCAUCCAAGCCUUCCAGACAAUCAUCAAUAGCCCAAGCUAUACCCACGAGAUCGAGAGCAUACGAAGAAGUUGUCAAAGGGUGGCCAAGAAUGAGCUUGAUCCUGAUGACGGCGAUGAUUUGGUUUCGUGUAGUCAGAUUGUGUAUAAUUUCAACACCGAAAAGCCAAAAAAAGACACUGGGUGGAAAAGUGCCAUUUGUCCUGACUAUUGUCCUAACAUGUAUGAAGAUAUGCAAAGUCUGGCGAAUAUUCUGCAGUCGGACAUUGGUCAAGAAAUGCGAGUCCACAAUAGCACCUUCUUGUGGUUCAUACCGUACGUGCAGUCUGUCAUGGACCUGAAAGACCUGGGGAUCGCCUACAUAAUGGAAGUGAUUCACCACCUGUAUUCUGAGAUAAAGGACGUCCUCAAUCCAAGAAAUUUCAGUUGUGACAAGGUUUCAGAACUUUUUAUCAGGGUCUUGGUUUCUGUCAUUGAAUUGCAUAGGAACAAAAAGUGCCUUCACUUACUCUGGGUGAGCUCUCACAAAUGGGUUGAGGUCCUGGUCAAGGGCUCUAUGAUUCCUACCAAAGACAUGGUGGCACGGCCCAACUCGAAAAUAACCUCCACCACGGCUUUGUCAUCCUCACCAAAUUCUCAGGUGCCAUCUUCUGUACAGUUUUCUUGUAUCCAGCUCAUCAGGAGCCUUUUGCGAGAGGGAUUCCAGCUGGGGCAGAAUAAUUGUAAGCAAUAUAUGGACAAACUCAAUCUUGUUAUCAGGGGAAAUGUUCUCUGGAACCCAGAAUUUAAGUCUGAGGUGCAAGGUUUACAGAGUUGCCUUACUCAGAUUAUUAAGAGCAUUAAGGACCGGACUUCUACAAUUCCUAGUUCUGUGACAGAACAAACAACCAUAAGCAAAGUUCAGUCUGUUCCCUUCAUAAAGACUGAAAGGAUUGAUGAAGAUGAUGAAUGGUAUGGGCGCAGUAGUCGGUCUCCGCUCCCAUCUCCAGACAUCCCAUUCGCCAGUACAAGCAGAUCGUCAGAGAUUGGAUUUCGCUCUGGUUCUCCAUCUCCCGAUACUCACCCUCUCCGUGCCGGGAGGCCUUCAGAACAAAAGGGUGAAGGGUUAUUUUUUCAAGUUAAAAAAGAACCUCAGGACGUCCAAACUAAAAGUCCUACAUUUGGUUCUUCUUAUCCGGCUGUUUUAAAGACUUCGAUCAAAAAGGAACCGGUAGAUGAAACGGUCCAAGAAAAUGUGCAUUGUAGUAAAAAGACUAAAGGAUUGUGGUCAAAACUGAGUGAGGUCUUGACAAAGUCUUCGGUUGGAAAGGAAAAGAUAAACCCUUCUGUAUCUGAAGGUAACAUUAGUAGCAGCACCGACACAUCAAGUGCACUAAAGCCAUGCUACGUGCGCAUUAAGAAGGAGCAAGACUUGUCACAAAAAGAAAAAUCCAGACCUUUUGGCAGCGACACUGAUGAAGAAAGUGAUGGUGACGACAUUCCUCUGUCACAGGUCAGAAGUUCCUUGUGUGGGAAAGAAAAAUGCUCGACUCCUGACAAUCUUCCAGUCAGUGAACAGCUUCAGAGACUGUCACUAGAGAACGAUCUGAGGCCGAUUAAGAAGGAGCCGAACGGUAAGGUAGAAUGUAAUGACUUUGUGAUGGAGAGUGAAGCAGACGAUGAGCUUUCAUUAUCUGAAGUAAAAAAAAAGUUGCUGCUAAAUAUGGGUAAGAAGUUGGGUCCUUCCAAUCCUACGGGUGACCAGGAUCUUGGUCGUUCAGCUGCUCAAGAGGUGACUCCAUCCCAAGACUUCAGUUCUAUAGCGAGGAAAGUUAAGGGAAGCACAAGAUCUUUGGUUACUGACGAUUCUUCCUCCGAAACAGAGUUUUCCUCUGAUCCUAUUAUAACCAUCUCUGAUGACUCUUCAGAUGAGGAGCAGAAAGACUUUCUUAAAUUUGUUAAAACCGAGAAACCGCAGUCCUGCCAAGCUGCAAGUUCUUCAUCUUCAGCUAAGCUUAUGCAAACGAAAAUCGCACAAAUAAAACAGGAGCCAGAUAUAGAAAAUUUGGAUGACUUAGACUCUCAGUGUUUUGAGUUCGAAACGAAGGACGACAUUUACUCGGCUUGGACAGACUCCCAGUUAGAGGAGCAAAAAAUGGAUCUUCCAAAGAAAUGUGAAAAGUCUGAAACCGACCAAAUCCGUAAUAGGGAUUUUUACUAUGCUAGUAACUAUGAUCAGUGGGGCUAUGACACAGAUUAUAUCUGUGAUGAUGUUAUUGAAAAGGCGGCGGAAGAUGCUGAGAAGCAAUUUCAAGAAUCAUUAAAAGCUACAAAUGCUCAAACAAGAGGUGAAAGCAGCGGCGAUAUAUCUUCACAUGAGAAGAUGAGUUCAAAACAGUUCUAUGGAAAGAUCCCACGGGAGACAGAGACUAAAACUAACAAGUUUGAUUCUAAAAGAAAACUGUCUAAAACUACGAAAGAAACUUUUAGGGUGGAGAUUAAGUUGAAAGCUGACUCUUCUGUAAAGCAAAAUAAAGUUGUGAAUUCUAAACCAAGCCGAAGUAAAAGCCCACUGAAAGCACAUGGACAUGUUAGAAAGAUAGGGAGCCCAGGCAAAGCUGUUGUCCCACCAAAGAAAAUACGGAAAUGUCCUGAACCAACUUCUACUGCCGAAAAACUUGGUCUAAAGAAACCUCCUCGUAAAGCCUUUGACUUGUCCCAAAGGUCCCUCGAUAGCGUAACCGAACUGCGUAACUAUGGGAAGGCCGCUGGGGUUGUGGAGACCAAGAGGCAGAAGGCAAAACUCAUCUCUCCACAAGCCAUACUGGUCAAGGGGAACAAAAAAAUGUUGACUUGUCAGGAGCGUCAGUUUCACCGUCAGUCUAGGCCAAAGGAUGCCGAGAAAAAAAGGCCAAGUAACACUGAGAAGCGUUCCCGACCUUCAGAGAAUUCUAACAAACCAGUGCGAAAGACUAGGGACGGCGCUUCCUUUGUGCAGAGCAGACAUGAUAAAAAUGAAAGACUAAUCGACCCUUUAAGGAAAACUGAAUCCCCGAAAAGAUCCCCACUGCCUUCUACCAGCUCUGUUCCUGAGACAAUGAGGGACGAUGAUUCAAAUGGCCUGCCGAGGACUACCAUGGCUCAACCUCCAUCUUCUGUGCCUGCAGAUAUUAUUCAGUCUUCUACAGAGCCAGAAUUGGACGAUUAUGAAGAUGAGGACGAUGACCGAUUAUUUUUAACCCAAGCUGAUCCUCUUGAUAUGGACCUAUGCUCACAGGUGGAUUCUGAAAUAGUUCAAGACAAUAGGCCACUUAUUGUGGGGGAGCAAUCUGCACCCAUUCAGGAGGUGAAGAAAACGUUGCAAUGCAAACACCCAGACUGCUCGGAGACGGUCUCUGCUCCUGGUCAUCAGUGUCCGAAGCAUAGCACGUCUGAGAAAACCGAUGAUCACCUCUUUGUUAGACCUGGUUUGCCUCCAUCUUUCCAAAAACCUUCAAAACCAGCUACAACCAAGGUUUUCAGUACAGAGUCUGCUUCCCGAACUGCAAGCCUUACAAAGGACCUAGAAAAUACUCCAAAGUAUCCAACACUUCCAAAGGCUAAAGUUCAACUCCCGAAACCCCCUCUACCCAAACUAAUCAUGCCACAAAAAAAGGCCCCGGUCCAAACUACAAGUGGUGUUUUGCAGCCCCUCAGCAAUCUAAAUAAUGUCCCAGUUCCACCCGCUUCAAACAGUGGUCCUGCCUCCACCGGGAGGUUUCCUGUACCUGUAUGCUUACCACAGAUGGACCAGGCCUGGCUCAUGCGGGAGGUCCUACACUGGACAUAUGAAAUGUUUGAAAACUUCCAGCAGUUUGGACCCCCCAGUAAUCUCUGUCCAUUACCUCUGAUGAAGGUUCCUCUGAACUUUUCCAGUUAUGAUGAGUACUUUAAAGUGUUCUUCCCUUUGAUGCUCCAGAACGCCUUUGAAUCGCUGGCACAAGAAUGGAGAGAUAAGCGACGGGUACAGGGCGCCCAUCCAUACAACCUAUACCUGCAGAACUUCUGCCUCGAUAGCCAGGUUAACAGGGGAGAGUUUCAAGCACGUAUACGGGAUAAGGAUUUAAACUUCCAACGUCAUCCAAAAGAGGAUGAUUUGGUGUUUCUACUCACCCCAGAGUCUCCGGACGUCCAUUCCCGCGAGGAAAGAGACGCUCCUUCUUCACCGGCCUUUCAUAUGGGACACGUUUUCCGGUUUACCCGCUCUCAGAAUACACAGAACUAUGAGCAUGAACAGUACACACUAUGCAACUUAUGUAUCCACACUCGUGGAAAUCUGUCGGCGUUCCGCAAUGGACAUGUGCAGUGCGUCAUCAUCGGAAGCUUUAUAACAACCCUGCGGCAAUAUAAGGCUUUACUCCAGCUACAGAGGAACAUGCUGUUCAGAUCCUUCGUUCAUCCCAACCCCACAGACUUUAUGCCAAACAACAAUGCAGAAAAUAAUCCCAUCAGCUCCAUCCUCAACUUGAAGGAAUAUAAUAGUGGCCAGAUAGUCGCUAUAGAGAAAGCAUUCGCCAUGGUGACGCAACCUCCUCGGGUUCCCAAGAUAUGUCUGAUACAUGGUCCUCCAGGAACAGGCAAAUCCAAGACCAUAGUCGGCCUACUGUACAGAAUCCUCAUGGAGAAGAGGAACAGCAAUGUCCCAGUGCAGAACUUUAACGCCAAAAAUAAACGCAAUAGAGUUCUGGUCUGUGCCCCAUCCAACGCGGCGCUGGACGAUCUGAUGAAAAAGAUUAUAUUGGAAUUCAAGGAGAAAUGUAAUGACAAGAAGAACACCCUAGGGAACUGCGGGGACAUAAACCUGGUGCGGCUGGGAGCGGAGAAGACCAUAGAUUCUGAUGUUGUGAAGUUCAGCCUGGAUUGCCAAGUCAACUACAGAAUCAGCAGAGCUCAACAGGAUCACGGCAUUUAUCGGAGGAAGGAAGAGCUGGACAGGAAGCUCGAUCAGCUCUCCCGCCAGAAAGCCAUGGAGCGCUGCAACAAGCAAACCUGCGAACAGCUGGAUCAGCAAAUGGAUCAGCUUUCUAAGGAGCGGCAACAUCUGGCAAACACUCUAAGAGAGCUGCGCCGGAGACCCCAGGAGGUGCAGAGGAAUAUCAUUCUAGAGUCCCACGUCAUCUGCUGCACGCUGAGCACGAGCGGGGGGCUUCUGCUGGAGUCCGCCUUCAGGCAGCUGGGACAAGAACCCUUCAGCUGCGUCAUUGUGGACGAGGCCGGGCAGUCGUGUGAAGUGGAGACCAUCAUCCCUCUUCUCCAUCGAUGUACUAAGCUGGUUUUGGUGGGAGACCCCGAGCAGCUUCCUCCCACCGUCAUCUCCACAAAAGCAGAAGACUUGGGCUAUGGACAGUCCCUGAUGGCACGGCUUUACCGCUAUUUGGAGGCCAAGGGUCACGGCUCCCUUAUUCAGCAGCUUAGGGUUCAGUAUCGGAUGCACCCAGACAUUUGUCUCUUUCCGUCGAACUAUUUCUACAAUCGUGCACUGAAAACGGAUCGAGCAACAGAGGAAGUGCGGUGCUCCUCAGAUUGGCCCUUCCAGCCAUACAUAGUGUUUGACGUGGCAGAUGGCCUUGAGAAAAAAGAGAAGGAGUCAUUUGCCAACCCACAGGAGGUCAAGAUGGUAGUGGCGCUGGUAAAACUUAUUAAAAGCAAGAAGAAGGAAUUUACAUUCCGUAACAUUGGGAUCAUCACCCCGUACCGCGCCCAGAAGAUGCUGAUCAUAGAAGAACUCCGCAAAGAGUUUGGAAAAGACUCGAGGCCGAGUGAAGUGGACACGGUUGAUGGAUUCCAGGGUCGGCAGAAGGAUUGCAUAAUCGUGACCUGCGUCCGCGCCAACUCUGGCCAAGGGUCUAUCGGGUUCCUGGCCAGUCGGCAGCGGCUCAAUGUGACCAUCACCAGGGCCCGGUUCAGCCUCUUCAUCCUGGGCAGUCUGCGGACCUUAAUGGAGAACAAGGACUGGAACCACUUGAUUCAAGACGCAAAGAGGCGAGGGUCUCUCUUUCAGACGAAGGAGGGGCACUACCAGAAAGAUGUGGGGCGUAUCCUGAAAAGACCUUCUGUUAGCCAGUCAGGCUGGCCGCCAGGGGAACGGCACACGGCAGGGAGUCCCUCACAUACCUCUCCGGCUGAGGCUCCUCCACGAGAACAUACACUACCUCCCCAACCGGUUGUCCAGCCACCCAAACGAAUCGUGUCACAUCCAGCUGUGGACAUUAGGCCAAUGCUGAACCGUACGGCUUCGGCUCCGGUUACAUCUUCAGUUGCCAGAGCGAAACUUCAAGAUCCAAGACUGGCGCGGCGGCAAGGGGAGGAGGCCAGAGAUGCCAAUCCCUCAAGAUCGGAGGCGCAGAAGCAAAGCACUGGUUAUGUCCAGAGUAGAUCCCGGACUCACUUCUCUUCUUCCUCAUCAUCAUCAGUUGCUGGGGUCAAGCGACCGUCACAUUCGUCAUCUUGGGAUCGGCCGCCCCACAGUGAACAGAGAGCAAAUGACUUCACCAGAGACCGGGACUAUCGGCAAGUGACCUCGCGGUUAGAUCCAGACCAGGAAGCUAAGAAGAGGAAGAUUACCUAGGACUGUGCUGAGUCUUACCCAGCGAGCGGCAUCUACGGUCCCAUUGACUGACUCCGUUUUAUACUGUGGGGGCUUUUUACCAGUGUUGUCCAUUUGGCGGCACUUUACUCUCCCGAUACGAUGAUAUCGAUCAUAGGGGACGCGUGUAAAUAAAGCUAAAUCCCUGUACAGAAAAAAUUCAGCAGUCUUCAAAUAGACUUAAGGGUAACGUCCCGAGGCACCGGUGCCAGUCACAAGUCUUUACCUCAUUUGCUGCUUUAAAAAAAUGUUGUUUUUUUUUUUUAUUUAUUUUUUUUUUUAAUCGGCAGAGUGAACAAAGAUUUGGUAAAUGUUUAAAGAGUCGGGUACCCCCUUUUAAUACAUUUGGUGCAUCUUUCUCCAGCAUAGCUUGACUUAAAGGGGGAUGUCCAGCACAAGAAACAACCCGUGUAUGGUUUGCAGAGAUCUUGCAUAGUAUCACAGGCUCUGAAUACAGUAAGUUCUUGUCCCCUCUCCCCUCCUGUCAGCUUGGGAGGAGACCAGUGAUGUGAAAUGGGGAGAGUGUAUUACUGCUUAUUAUAUGUAUCUUUAGAUGAGGCAGCAGGAAGCUGUUCUCAAUCCUGUCAGAACAGGUUUCCUGCUGCCUUAUCGGAGUCCUAAAUCUAAUGAGCAGUAAUAUCAGCUACCCCCUUCACAUCACUAGUCUCGUCCUGAGUAAAAAGGGUAGGGGGAGGGACAGGAGCUCUGCAUUUAGAGCCUGUGACGUGAUGUCACAACUUACAAUGCUGAAAGCAGAGAUGGUAUGAUAAAUCUCUGCACUAUGGCUAAUACCAAAUAACUAGUCAAAAAUUAACAUGUCAAAAGUUUUGACCUAAAGGGGUCUGAGUUUUCAGACCCCGACCAUUUGCUAGAGAGAGCAGAGAGAGAGGUGUGCGGCUGAGAGCUUCUCCCCACUUUCUGUGCUGGCGGCUUUGGCUGUCCGGGCAUCCUGGGAGUUGUAGUUUUGCAACGGCUGGAGGCAGGGUGCGAAACACUCUCUACAGCAUGUCAAAAGUUUUUUUUUUUUUUUAAGUGACAGUGCCCAUUUAAGGCCAGUGUAUACAUUGCUUGUCUUAAUAAAUUGCCCCCUUUUAUGCCUCUGAUCUUCACAUUUAGCAAGAGCUCUGUUUGCUGUCAGUGAAUGGCAAUUUACGUUGCAGAAAUUUCUGAGACAAAUCACGUGUUUCAUACGAUUGGAGUUGAUUUGGCUGCCGGGUGUGUGUAUCGUCAGGCCGGAGAACACGUGAAAACCACACGCGGUAUGCAGCAUGCGGUUUUUACCAGGAAAAUACGCUGUAGUUCACACAAUGCAAAUUUGAAAAAUAACAGCACUUAUUCUUGCACGAAAAGUGCAUCGGGAAGCCAUUUGUAUCAGAGCAGUAUUGUAUUUCACUUACUGAAGAUCGUUUACGUCAGUUUCCCAACCAGGGUGCCUCCAGCUGUUGCAAAACGAAAUCUCCCAGCAUGGCCAUGCUGGGAGUUGUAGUUUUGCAAGAGCUGGAGGCACCCAGGUUGGGAAACACUGGUCUACAUUGAGCAGACCUUAAUCUGGUGCAUUUCUCAUUCACUGACUGCAAGCAGAGAUCUUGAUAAAGCUUAGACAUGGAAGCGCAGGCUAUUAGGAAGGUGCAGAGUUUUUUGUUAUAUAAUGAUCAUUUAUUGUGGUUUUUUUUGUACAGUUCUUUGUGCUGAAGACUUUCUAUGCAGUCACAUGACUCCGCGAGUCCUCGUCUUCCCUCGCGAUGCGAUGGGGUGAAGUUUGGACAAUAAAUAUUUUGGGAGCGACUAUUUUUUAUAAAUGUAUCAGAGUUUGUGUUUUUUGUAACUA
Molecule: messenger RNA, 9519 nt
Organism: Hyla sarda
Lineage: Eukaryota; Metazoa; Chordata; Amphibia; Anura; Hylidae
Gene: SETX
Product: senataxin
Exons: 25
Coding region: 156-7673 (2505 amino acids)
Biological process (GO): termination of RNA polymerase II transcription
Cellular component (GO): nuclear body
Molecular function (GO): transcription termination site sequence-specific DNA binding; helicase activity
Source: RefSeq, a predicted model, not a curated record